AUGCCGUGCUCGCCGUAUUCACUAAAAGAAAGCAUUUCAUCUCUUCUACUGCGGUUUACCCCAAGGAAAAGACAUCCGGAGACUGUGCAAUCAAUUCCUCCUACUCGUCUUACACUGCGGGAUUCACCUGUCGCGGAGUCUCCUACCGUUGGGGUUCAUCAUUGUCAUUCCACGGACAGGGCUCCAAACCAACCUCUUGAACACUCCCAAAACCCACGAAUGAAAGGCUAUGGCGUUUCCCCCCAAGAUAGCGAGGAGUUAAUAGAUACCCUCCAUUGCACCCUCCGCGGACACAAUACCUUGCAUCCUCCAGAUUCAUCUGAACUCCCGCCACAGUGUGACUUUAUAUAUGACGUCAUGCUUCUCGCGGAUCAGAAUACGUGGAUACGAAGACGUAUGGUGGUGGAUUUCGAAACGGACAUAAAUAUCAUGAGGGAGGCAGUCUACCGGAGGAUGAAAUACCGUGUACAGCCAUAUUCGGGGGAGAUAACAUGGUGGAAUCGACCCAACACAAAGCCACUGGGAAAACUGAAAGCUACAUUGCAGAUUUGUGGUCGUGGAAGGACAUACUAUGCUGAAUUUUACGUCGUCAAGAAUGCGGAGUUUGACUUGCUUCUAGGGAGACCUUCCGUGCGUGAAAUUGGUCUGUAUAGAGCCGAUCCGGCCGUGGCAACAAGACUACGUUUAUCCAACCAGCAAUGA
This is a messenger RNA of Aspergillus tanneri, 702 nucleotides long. RefSeq names its product retropepsin-like aspartic protease. The record is from RefSeq and is a predicted model, not a curated record. Lineage: Eukaryota; Fungi; Ascomycota; Eurotiomycetes; Eurotiales; Aspergillaceae. The transcript has a single exon. The coding region runs from base 1 to 702 and encodes 233 amino acids.